This is a messenger RNA of Daucus carota subsp. sativus, 2292 nucleotides long. Its product is annotated as tRNA nucleotidyltransferase cca2. The transcript has 15 exons. The coding region runs from base 25 to 1785 and encodes 586 amino acids. Gene Ontology annotation, biological process: tRNA 3'-terminal CCA addition. Gene Ontology annotation, molecular function: CC tRNA cytidylyltransferase activity; ATP:3'-cytidine-cytidine-tRNA adenylyltransferase activity; RNA binding. The record is from RefSeq and is a predicted model, not a curated record. Lineage: Eukaryota; Viridiplantae; Streptophyta; Magnoliopsida; Apiales; Apiaceae.
UACUAUCGCUAUGUGUUGAAAAAUAUGAGAGUAGCAACAGCAGCUAGUCGCUUCUUAUUCACAUCCUCCUUUCCAUCUAAUUUUAACAACCGCCAUUUCAUAAACCCUUCUUCUUUUAUUAAACCCUUAAGAACAACUGCAAAUUUGAACAAAUCCCCUCAAUCUCGCCGUCGCCUAGGGUUCUGUGAUUCUUCCCCGCCACCAGUAUCCGCCGCGACUUUUUCGCCGAAAAUGUCGCCGCCGCCGGAGGUCGAGGUUAGAGAGAGCAUUGAACUGAACGACAAGGAGGUGCAGAUAUUUGAUCGGUUGCGAGAUGUUCUGCGACAUUUUCGGCUCGAUACGCAGCUUCGUGUUGCGGGUGGUUGGGUGCGCGAUAAGCUUCUAGGCAAAGAAUGUUACGACAUUGAUAUUGCUCUUGAUAACAUGUUGGGUAGAGAAUUUUGUGAAAAAGUAAAUGAGUACUUGAUAUCUACGGGGGAAGAGACCCAUGGAGUUGGUGUCAUUCAAAGCAAUCCUGACCAGUCCAAACACUUGGAAACUGCCACAAUGCGCCUUUAUGAUGUAUGGAUUGAUUUUGUCAACUUAAGAGCUGAAGAUUACUGUGAGAAUAGCCGCAUUCCUACGAUGAGAUUUGGUACAGCAGAAGAAGAUGCUUAUCGAAGAGAUUUGACAAUUAAUAGCUUGUUUUACAACAUUAACAGUAGGGCUGUUGAAGAUUUGACUGGAAAAGGCAUUGAAGAUCUUAGGGCUGGGAAAAUUGUAACACCUCUACCUCCAAGGGAAACUUUUUUGGAUGAUCCCUUACGAGUUCUUCGAGCCAUACGUUUUGGUGCAAGAUUUGAAUUUAUACUGGAUGAAGGCCUGAAAAAGGCCGCUUCUGCUGAUGAUGUGAGAGCAGCUAUUGCGGAUAAAAUUAGCAGAGAACGUAUUGGUCAUGAAAUAGAUCUUAUGGUAGCUGGCAAUCAACCUGUCAAGGCAAUGUCUUAUGUAUCUACUCUGCAAUUGUUUUGGGUUGUCUUUAAUCCCCCUCCAAAUGUUAAUCCUCCAAUCCCAGAAGAACAUGAAAGGCUUUGUGUUGCCUACAUGGAUGCUGCAUGGAAGGUUUUGCAAUCAAUUGGAGGAUCCUUUAGUGGUGAUCAGAAGAGACUCUCCUUAUAUGCUGCACUACUUCUACCAUUGAGGAAUACAGUUUACAUUGAUCACAAAUCCAAGAAGAUCCCAGCUGUCAGCUACAUCUUCCGGAAUUCACUGAAGCUAAAAUCAAGUGAUGCUGAAACGGUUUUGCGUCUACAUGAAGCAGCAGAGAAAUUCAUGACGUUAUUUCCUUUAAUCAUUUCCAACGAGGAAAAAAUAUCUGAAGUUUCUUGGAAAAGAGAAAUUAUUGAUGUACCUGUUGCUUCAAAGUUGCGAAUAUUAAUAGGAUUACUUCUUCGAGAAAUCAAAGAUUUUUGGCGUCCUGCGUUGUUGCUCUCGACAAUUCUCUAUUACGAUGAUAUUGAUAGUUCAAGUUCAUUUGAGCAAUCUAAAUUGGACAAAAGCAUAGUCUUAUUCAAUCAGGUUGAGAGUGCAGUUACCACGCAAGGUCUUGACAAAAUAUGGGAAGUGAAGCCAUUGGUUAACGGAAAGGAAAUUAUGAGCGUUUUGCAGCUAAAGACAGGAGGACCUCUUGUGAGGGAAUGGGUAGAAAAGUUGCUUGAAUGGCAGCUUGCUCACCCUUCUGGGUCUGCCGAGGAGUGCAUCGACUGGAUGAGACAAGCUCAGUCAAAGCGUGCAAGGACGGAAUAAGCGGUCUUUAUAAUUCUUCAUACUUCCCAUAUUAACUUACAGAACCCCUCCCCACUUUAGUAUGAUACCAACUUCAUGUCAAAGGGCAGGUGAAGAGUAGUGUAUAGCAGAUGGUAGUUAACAGAUCCUCUAAUCGUGACUCAAAUCAGAGAGGACGGAGAAAAAGCAAUAUUAGAUCAAACUAUAUAAGCAAAUUUUGCUGUCAGCCUACUGAUUUGUUAAAUUAGGUGAGACGGAGUUUGUCGGAUACUGGUAAUGGAAUCAUGGCAUAGAUCUUAUAACAGUGAUAAAUAUAUUGAUCAAUGAUUUAACUCAUGCACAAACAGGUGUAAUUUUUUCCAUCAGUCGUGUGGUGAUGUGGUCAUACCUGUGGGCUGUGCUGUAACCUGUUACUGUCUCACAUGUAUGUAAUUUAGUAAAGAAUAGGAUGAAGAAUAUUAUUUUGUGUUUAUUUGUUUAGCACACUUGGUAAAGAACAAGUGAAGAAUAUAAUUUGGUCAUUUGGUU